AUGAACAUCGUUGGACACUUUGAUCGAGACAAGGAAAGGGCUUUGACAGGUGUAGAUUUGAGCAGAAAAGGAUCAAUUGACGCUAGAAUCCAGUCGUUAGUCUCAGUCUUGAAUACGUCAACCGAUUUCUUUACGACGAGUUCCUGUUCUGGAAGAAUUAUCAUUUUUGAUGAUGAUAAUAAAGACAGAAGUAAGUCUGUUAAGAAGAAAGGUUGUCAAUGGUUGUACACAACACAUGAUGAAGCAGUUUAUGAUGCAGCUUUGGAGAGCCUUCAGAACUUGACAGGAGACUCAGUGUUAAAGUUUGAACCAUUUGUUUUACAUGUACAGUGCAGAUCCCUUAGUAAUGCACAGUCAAUGUUAAGUUGUGCAGUGGCAUCAGGAUUUAGGAACUCAGGUAUAAGUAUUGGAAACAAAGGAAAGAUAAUUGUGGCUGUGAGAAGUACACAUGGGCUAGAGGUCCCUCUCUCUCAAGAUGGAGAGCUACUUGUUACAAACACGUACAUAGAAAGGCUUAUAGAAAUUGCCAACACAAAGAUCCAAGAAAAUUUCUUAAGAAUUGACAGAUUCUACAAGAAUGUCAGUAUAUUGAUAGAAACAUUAAAACAUGAUCCUAUAAGUGGCAACAUAGUAAAUAAACCGAAUGUGGUUAAAAAGAAAAAGAAGUGUGAGAAAAUUGAAGGCAGGCAUCAUGCUGAUCAUUCUGUAAAGGAGAAUUCACAGUCUAAAGAGCCAAGUGAAAUUAUCUGUGAAGAUUUGUCACAAUGUUCACUCUUUGAAAGUGUGACUUGAGAAAAAAAAGUUUCAUUAAAAGAUUAGUUAACAAGUAAAAUUUGUCAUUAUAUUAUUAUUCAUACCAUCUGUAAAUAAUACUAGCAUGAUAUUUCUGAAAAAAUAUUAUUAUGUUGACUCUAAAAAAAAAAGUUGAAGCUGAAUGAACAAAAUUUGUUAAGUAUUCAUUUGUAUUCCAUUUUGUUUGGUUUUUGUAUAAGAUAUCAAUUGAUAUUAGAUACUUUUAUUAUGAGUUGUGCUGCCAAAGUAGAUCUUAGAAUUCACAACAUUCUGCUUUGCUUUUUCUCCUUUUUGGUUUUCCAAAUAAGCAGAAUAUUUGUACUUAACAGAAUUUAUUUUCUCUUUCAUUAUAAUGCUGUAUGCAAGAGCUCCCAUUAGCAAGAAAUACUUAGAAGUCUUAUUAUAACACCUCAUUUGAGCUCAAAUAUUUACCUUACUACAUAUAGAAAAGAGACCAGAGCACAGACAUGUUUAGUUGUGUGCAUGUGCAAAUUUGAUUCUUGGCACAACAGAUAUUAUUGAACCUCUUUAAAUCAGAUGUUCUCAAUACAUGUACUUGUAUGAAAAUAUCUGAAUUCAUACUUGAGAAAAAACAUUACAGAAUUGAUGUUUAAUAUUGACAUUGCAAAGAUUUAAGUGCUUUUUUACCAGAACAAUGGUCUAGGUUCAUUGACACCCAUGUACUUUGAACCUGUCCAGGAGUCUGAAUCAAUCUUCUUUCAUGUCUGUGAUAAAACAUAUGACAAUACAAAUAAAUCCUAGAAAUUUUAAAA
Molecule: messenger RNA, 1565 nt
Organism: Saccostrea echinata
Lineage: Eukaryota; Metazoa; Mollusca; Bivalvia; Ostreida; Ostreidae
Product: tRNA wybutosine-synthesizing protein 3 homolog
Exons: 7
Coding region: 1-792 (263 amino acids)
Biological process (GO): tRNA methylation
Cellular component (GO): cytoplasm
Molecular function (GO): tRNA methyltransferase activity
Source: RefSeq, a predicted model, not a curated record